Messenger RNA from Emericellopsis cladophorae, 555 nucleotides. RefSeq names its product peptidyl-prolyl cis-trans isomerase ssp-1. The transcript has 2 exons. NCBI's taxonomy places the organism in Eukaryota, Fungi, Ascomycota, Sordariomycetes, Hypocreales, Bionectriaceae. Gene Ontology annotation, molecular function: protein binding; peptidyl-prolyl cis-trans isomerase activity. Bases 1 to 555 code for a protein of 184 amino acids. Gene Ontology annotation, cellular component: cytosol; nucleus. The record is from RefSeq and is a predicted model, not a curated record.
AUGACUGACGCCGGCCUGCCCGCAAACUGGGAGGUCCGCCACUCCAACUCCAAGAACCUCCCCUACUACUUCAAUUCGGCCGACAAGGUCUCGCGAUGGGAGCCCCCAGCCGGCACCGAUACCGAGAAGCUCAAGCACUACAUGGCCACCCACCACAGCGCAGGCACCCGUGCCGGCGGCGCCGCGCCUGGGGCGUCCGAGGGCAAGAUCCGCGCUGCGCACCUGCUCGUCAAGCACAAGGACUCGAGGCGGCCGAGCAGCUGGCGCGAAGCUGAAAUCACGCGCACAAAGGAGGAGGCCAUGAAGAUCAUCCAGGCACACGAGGACAAGAUCAAGAACGGGGGCAUGCCGUUAGGCAGCCUCGCCACAACCGAGUCGGAUUGCUCGUCGGCGCGCAAGGGCGGCGACCUGGGCUAUUUUGGCAAGGGCGAGAUGCAGAUGGAGUUUGAGGAGGCAGCGUUCGGCCUCAAGCCCGGCGAGAUGAGCUCGGUCGUCGAGACCGCCAGUGGGCUGCACUUGAUUGAAAGGUUUGUCGCCGCCCAUGUCACUCUGUGA